Corticium candelabrum is the source of this 639-nucleotide messenger RNA. RefSeq lists its product as uncharacterized. The record is from RefSeq and is a predicted model, not a curated record. NCBI's taxonomy places the organism in Eukaryota, Metazoa, Porifera, Homoscleromorpha, Homosclerophorida, Plakinidae. Gene Ontology annotation, molecular function: pyruvate transmembrane transporter activity. Gene Ontology annotation, cellular component: mitochondrial inner membrane. The coding region runs from base 55 to 435 and encodes 126 amino acids. The transcript is spliced from 5 exons. Gene Ontology annotation, biological process: pyruvate import into mitochondria.
UACGUUUAUAACCCGUAUUUCCUUAACCUGUCAGUUCGCUUACACAGUGAGAAGAUGGCAGUUGCUGCGUGGACCAGAACGUUGAAUAGAAUAGAAACGAUGUUGCCGCCGACAGGAAAGGUGCUUUGGAACCACCCAGCAGGGUUAAAAACGAUUCAUUUCUGGGCGCCAGCGUUUAAAUGGGGUCUAGUGAUUGCCGGUUUGGCUGACUUAGCGCGACCUCCAGACAAGCUGAGCGUACGACAAUCCGGGGCCCUGGCUGCGACAGGAUUUAUAUGGUCAAGAUACUCGACUGUGAUUAUUCCAAAAAAUUGGAAUCUCUUCAGUGUCAACAUAUUUCUUGGCUGUGUCGGUCUCAUCCAACUCUCUCGCAUCUACAAGCAUCAGCAAGCACUCAAAACGGAAGAAAACGCACUGAAAUCGAAUCCAUCGUAGUCAGUUGCACCAAAUCUGGUCGAACAAGAAUUUGUGUUUUAGACUGAGAGACGAGUCGAAUGCAUUGUUGUAUAUAAUACUAGAGUGUUUUUGACUUUGUUUAUCAUCAUAUGUUUUAGCUGCUGUCUCUUAUUGCUUUAUGUAUAUUAUUCUCUCGCAAUCUCCGUGUGUAUAUAUACAGGUUGUUAUGUCGUAUUUCUGCAA